UUCUAAAUAAACACUGUAAUCAAUAGUGUCUCCCUACCCCCAUGGUUUGAACAAACCUGUAACAUUUCCAAUCUGGAUCCAGACAUCAUGAAGACUCUCUUGAUUUUGUUUAUUUUAAUUAAUCUGGACAAAGGAUACUGCACAGAAAAACUCGACCAAGUUUUAUCAAUCACCCCAAAAACACAGGAACAAGUGGAAGUCUUGCAGAAUAUAUCCACCCAAUAUGAGACCGCCUUAUGGCAGCCUGUUUCACCUAAUUACAUCAAAGAAGAGACGCAAGUCCACCUGUUUGUUCCUGCAAACAGCUCAGAGAUUGUCAAGAAUCUGCUACAGCAACACACCAUAACACAUGAGGUUUUACUGGCCAACGCCAAUGAGUUGAUUGAAAUGCAGACGAAAAAUGACUCCACAGACCCACGAAGCAGCUCGACUUUCUACGAGAGAUAUCACAGUCUGGAGGAUAUCUACUACUGGAUAAACAGGACAACACAGGACAACCCCACCACAGUCAAGGCCAUUCUCAUUGGCUCCUCAUAUGAAAAGCGACCACUAUAUGCUCUAAAGUUAUCUCUAAAUAACAGACCAAAUAAGAAAGCAAUAUGGAUCGACUGUGGGAUCCAUGCCAGAGAGUGGAUUUCUCCUGCUUUUUGCUUAUGGUUUGUACAUCAUUCUUUGUCAUUUUACGGGCAAAACCAAGACAUUACUAAGAUACUGGACGACAUGGAUGUCUAUGUCCUGCCUGUUAUGAACCCUGAUGGAUACAAAUACACAUGGACGACAAAUAGGAUGUGGAGGAAGAACCGCUCCUACAGCAGGAGCAACAUUUGCGUCGGAGUCGACCUCAACAGAAACUUUGAUGCCAAUUGGUGCACGGAGGGAGCCUCCUCUGAUCCCUGCACUGAGAUCUACUGCGGUGCGUUCCCCGAGUCGGAGCCGGAGACAGAGGCCGUGGCCAACUUCCUGCGUAGUCACAAGAAUUCGAUUCAGCUCUACUUCACCAUCCACUCCUACUCUCAGAUGCUGCUCUUCCCAUUCUCCUGCACCUUCGAUCAAGCAGAGAACCACUCAGACCUGCUUGAGAUGGCCCAAGAAGCUGCCCAGAAAAUCAGAAGAUAUUACAGGAACAUCUAUCAAUAUGGCUCUGGAGCAAAGACAAUAUAUCUGGCUCCUGGUGGUUCUGAUGACUGGGCGUACAACCUCGGCAUCAAAUACUCCUUCACAUUUGAGCUCCAGGACCGCGGGCGUUACGGCUUCCUCCUGCCUCCGUCUCAAAUCGCCAAGGCCUGUAAUGAAGCUCUGACUGCUGUGAAGACCAUUGCUCUGAAGGUUAUAGAGAAAACACAAGCUCAAUCAAGUUCUCCUCUAACUGCCUGAGCAGUUACACCUGCCAUACAGGAUGAAAGUUCCAUUUUUGUGAAUGAAGCCUACAGUGAAGUAUCAGUAAAAGCCUGUAAGAGCUACAAUUACAGUACACAAUGUAAGGGAUAUGCUAUAAGGAGGUAUAUAUUGCAGUAUAUAACAUAUAUAAUGGGUGUCUAUUUUGGAGAAAUCCUUUUGAAUAUUUUCAUAUAUCAUACACUCAAUCAUAUGAAUGAUGCAGACAAGUGGCUGCAUUUUAUUGAUCUGUAAAACAAAAAAUAAACUGAUUGAAGUUACAGAUUAAA
Molecule: messenger RNA, 1664 nt
Organism: Lates calcarifer (barramundi perch)
Lineage: Eukaryota; Metazoa; Chordata; Actinopteri; Centropomidae
Gene: cpb2
Product: carboxypeptidase B2 (plasma)
Exons: 11
Coding region: 88-1374 (428 amino acids)
Biological process (GO): proteolysis; fibrinolysis
Molecular function (GO): metallocarboxypeptidase activity; zinc ion binding
Source: RefSeq, a predicted model, not a curated record